This is a messenger RNA of Galeopterus variegatus (Sunda flying lemur), 2505 nucleotides long. RefSeq names its product SURP and G patch domain containing 2 (gene SUGP2). Gene Ontology annotation, cellular component: nucleoplasm. Gene Ontology annotation, molecular function: RNA binding. The transcript is spliced from 6 exons. Lineage: Eukaryota; Metazoa; Chordata; Mammalia; Dermoptera; Cynocephalidae. The annotation marks the transcript as partial. The record is from RefSeq and is a predicted model, not a curated record. Gene Ontology annotation, biological process: RNA processing.
GCCGAGGAUCCUGAGGCGGCGGCGGGGGCAGCUGCGCACGCGGUGGGCUCGGGGGCGAAGAAACAUGGCAGCAAGGAGAAUUGCACAAGAGACUUUUGAUGCUGUAUUACAAGAAAAAGCUAAACGGUUUCACUUGGAUCCCAGUGGUGAGGCUGUAGGGGAAACUCUUCAGUUUAAAGCUCAAGAUCUCUUAAGAACAGUCCCAAGAUCUAGAGCAGAUAUGUAUGAUGACAUUCACAGCGACAGCAGAUAUUCCCUCAGCGGAUCUGUAGCUCUCUCUCGAGACACUGGGAGAGAAGGCCUGAGAGGUGAUGUAUUUUCAGGGCCUUCCUUCAGAUCGAGCAACCCUUCCAUCAGUGAUGACAACUACUUUCGCAAAGAGUGUGGCCGGGAUCUGGAAUUUUCCCACUCUGACUCUCGGGACCAGGUCUUUGGCCACCGGAAAUUGGGACAUUUCCGUUCUCAGGACUGGAAAUUUGCACUCCGUGGCUCUUGGGAGCAAGACUUUGGACACCCAGUUUCUCAAGAAUCCUCUUGGUCACAGGAAUAUAGUUUUGGUCCUUCUGCAGUAUUAGGGGACUUUGGUUCAUCUAGGCUGAUUGAGAAAGAGUGUUUGGAGAAGGAGAGUCAGGAUUACGAUGUGGACCAUCCAGGGGAGGCUGACUCUGGGCUCAGGGGCAGCAGUCAGGUCCAGGCCAGAGGCCGAUCUCUAAACAUUGUUGACCAGGAAGGUACCCUCCUAGGAAAGGCGGAGACUCAGGGCCUGCUCACAGCUAAGGGGGGUGUGGGGAAACUUGUCACGCUGAGAAGUGUAAGCACGAAAAAAGUACCUUCUAUAAAUCGUAUUACUCCCAAAACUCAGGGCACUAACCAAAUCCAGAAAACCACCCCAAAUCCUGAUGUGACCCUGGGGACAAACCCAGGGACAGAAGACAUCCAGUUCCCUACUCAGAAGAUCCCUUUGGGGCUCGAUCUGAAGAAUAUUCGGCUCCCUAGAAGAAAGAUGAGCUUUGACCUUAUAGAUAAGUCUGAUGUUUUUUCAAGAUUUGGAAUAGAAAUAAUUAAAUGGGCAGGAUUCCACACCAUAAAAGAUGAUGUUAAAUUUUCCCAACUUUUCCAGACUCUCUUUGAACUUGAAACUGAAACGUGUGCUAAAAUGCUCGCCUCAUUCAAAUGCUCCUUAAAACCAGAGCACAGAGAUUUUUGCUUUUUUACUAUCAAAUUUCUAAAGCACUCUGCUUUGAAAACACCCAGAGUUGAUAAUGAGUUUUUAAACAUGCUUUUAGACAAAGGUGCUGUGAAGACCAAAAAUUGCUUUUUCGAAGUCAUAAAGCCCUUUGACAAGUACAUAAUGAGGCUUCAGGACCGGCUUCUGAAGAGUGUCACACCCUUACUCAUGGCCUGCAAUGCCUAUGAAUUGAGUGUCAAGAUGAAGACCCUCAGUAACCCACUGGACUUGGCCGUUGCCCUAGAGACCACCAAUUCACUCUGCCGGAAGUCUUUGGCCCUUUUGGGACAGACAUUCUCCUUGGCCUCUUCUUUCCGGCAAGAGAAAAUCUUAGAAGCUGUCGGCCUCCAAGAUAUAGCUCCGUCUCCUGCUGCAUUUCCAAACUUCGAGGACUCCACUUUGUUUGGGAGAGAGUACAUAGACCACCUGAAGGCCUGGCUGAUCAGUAGUGGGUGUCCACUCCAGGUUAAGAAAGCCCAACCGGAGCUGGCACAAGAGGAGGAGAAAAGUCCUGCAAAACCUGAAAUCCAGGCCAAGGCUCCUGGUGGUCAGAGUGAUGUCCCCCAGCGAGCGGAUCACAAGGUGGUAGACACCAUUGACCAGCUUGUCACACGUGUCGUUGAAGGCAGCCUGUCUCCCAGAGAGAGAGCUGUUCUCAAGGAGGACCCUGCUUACUGGUUUUUGUCUGAUGAAAGUAGCCUGGAGUAUAAAUAUUACAAGCUGAAGUUGGCAGAGAUGCAGCGGUUGAGCCAGACCUGGCAGGGAGCUGAUCAGAAGCCGACCUCGGCUGAGUGUGCAGUGCGGGCUAUGCUGUACGCCCGGGCAGUCCACAACCUCAAGAAGAGACUUCUUCCAGGACAGCGGCGGGGGCUCCUCCGUGCUCAUGGGCUCCGGGGCUGGAAGGCGAGGAGAGCAACCAUCGGCACCCAGACCCUCCUCUCCUCGGUCACACGGCUGAGACACCACGGCCAGCAGCCUCCAGGCUCCUCACAGGCAAAGCCGUCCCUGCCAGAUGGAAGUGAUGCUGCCAAGGACUGCCCACCAGACCCAGCUGGACCCUCUCCUCAGGACCCCAGCCCAGAAGCCUCAGGCCCAUCCCCCAGAGCAGCAGUAGCAGACGCCUCCGAAACCCCUCAGACCUCCUCUCCCUGCCCAUUUGCCGACGUUGACAUGAAGACAAUGGAGACUGCAGAGAAACUGGCCAGAUUUGUUGCUCAGGUGGGACCAGAAAUUGAACAAUUCAGCAUAGAAAACAGCACCGAUAACCCUGACCUGUG